AGAAAGAGGUUUACUUCUGGACCAGGGGACUGCUAUGAAGAGAGGAACUCACCCAGAACCAGAUGCUUCAGGAAAUGGUGUUUGCACCAGUUAUUCCUGACUUCACCACCUGCAAUUGAAACACCAUUGGCAGCAUAAAGAGGAGGCAACUUUAGGAAAUGUAUUUCAUUAGUAGAAGGAAACUUGGUCAAGUGUGGUAUAAAUCCUUUUGCAAUCCAGGUCCUGAACUCUCCAGAGGCUUUUCUUGCUCUUCUGGUUAAAUCAGGCUAUAAAAGCAGUGCCCUCUGCUGCCCAGGACCGAGAGUGCUGGGCUAAGGGAUGCUAACCCAAACUCACAUGAGCAGCCUUCAGAGUGCUGUGCUAUUUCACAUGGGUACUGCUUCUCUCUAAUACAUGUGUUUGCAGGAAUUCAAACAAGUUAGUUUCCCUCUUGCUGUUGGAGGUGACUAUUUGUAUUCACCAUUGUAGCACUUACGUUCUUUGAGCUCAGAUCAAAGGUGAUCAAAGGGUUUUUAGAUGGUCACUGUUUAUCUGAAUUGGAGGUUUCAUAAGCAGCAUAAAGAAAUUAUUUGCUCUGCACUGGUAGAUCAAUGGCCUCCAUGAGCUUUGCAAAGUGAAAUUCCAUACUGCAUUUCUCUUCCAGUGUAUCUUCUGUGACAGCUUUCUAUGAGCUUUACACAACUGCUGCCACACCGGAGCUGGAAGGACUGAUCCCAAUGUGAAAGAGCAGCUUUUUAUGAGUUCAGCUCCUUCCCUGGUCACUCUGGGAAGUAGAAGUUGUGCUAGAACAACACUGAACAGCACUGAGAUGCUCAGGGCAAAUCAGCCAAGUUGUUGGGAAGUGACUUGGCAUUGCAGGGGUUUAGACCUUUGUACAAUGGGCGAGACUGAGAGGAAGCUGUGGAAUGUUCUGGAGUAGUCUAGAGUGCUUAUGGGGAGCUGGAGAUGGUGUAAAAGAAAGCUCAUGGGGAAAAAAAUAUAAUUUGAGCAUAGUUAGACAUAAAAACUCCCUUAGGAAGUAUCUUAUAGAUAGCCCAUGGCCAUCCAGAGUUUGGAACACCAGCAAUAAUGUUUGAGGACGUCUUUUGUUCAGACAUCAGUGUUCUGAGAUCAGUGAAUUACUCUACUAUUCUCAGAGCUUUGAAAGACAUGUAGAUUCAAAUCAAAAUCCCAUCUGAGUAGAAUGCAGAUGACAAUUUCUUUUCCUGAGCUCCUUACUAUGUUCCCCAGCUGUGUUUACUUCCUGCCCUGAACUAUGUAGCAUGGCUAUAUGUGAAAUGACAUCCUUGCCUAUGAAGAGCCCAUUUGUGUCAGACCUGCUGGUUAUCUUCACGCAAGGAGAAGGGAUUGUGACGGCCCUAGUAUUUAUAUGGUUUCUGUAGGAUGCUUCUGAAUGUGAAGAGAUGCAGCACUGCUGCCCCACUUGCACUCAGGACUGUGAUGAUCCACUCCUGAGAAUGUCCUGGUCAGAGGAGCCUGUACUGUCCCUUCUGCAGAACUGCUAGCUUCUGUUUUCAGAAGAAUGGUUAGCUGGAAGGCACCAGAUUUAUUCUUUUGGGUUAAAUAAAAUGCAUUUCUUGAGACUAGCAAUAAUAUUUUAAAUUACUUAUCUGCAUAAUGGCCAUUUUUUCCAAAUAGAAGUGAGAUAUUACUGAUUACUACAAAUAAUGUCAAUUUUUUAGGCUCUUGCAGGCUUUCCCAAUGCAGAUUUCUAGUACCUCUCUUAUUAAUUACAACUGAUCUUUUGGAGAAGGAAAGAGGACAUGAGAUGAAUUUGAGCUGGAACUUUGGUCUCAUUCUCUGUUAAAUCUCUGUGCUCAGUUUCAAGAGAUGCCACUCAGCAGGACUGCCUGCUUUUAGCAGACACAUGAGUUAGAACCUGUACUGACCUGCCAGGCUCUGUGCACAGCAGAGUCUUUGAUAAAACUAUCUCCUAGCACAGGCUCAUUGUUUCCAGCUCCAGGGAGAAUCAGAAAUUGCACAUUUCAGAGCUGCCUAAGUGUCAGUGUCAGGAUGUCAGACUGACAGUGAUGAUUAUGCCCCAAGGAGAGGAAGACAGAUGGGUCUAACAUCGCAGCAGACUGUGGCUGUCUAGUUUCAUAUGCUCAGUUUAUGGCCAAGGGGCAAUCAAUUUUAGCCAAGGCAAUUAAUUUAUUUAAAUACAACUUGACAUUUGGCUAAAAUUGUUCUGUUUGAGUCCUCUCCAUAAGGAAAGGUGCCUGGGAAAGCACCCAAGACAGCUGGUCUCAGUGAUUAGGACCAGAUGAUGCAGAAGGAUGCAUGCCCCCUUUAGAGGACACAUGCUUACUGCUUCCAGCUUGAUCUACAAUGGAAGGAGGGACUAUCUCACAGUUGUACACACAGGAGGGCUGGACUUAUCAACACCAUUUACUCCUGCUGUGCAGCACAAUGGCUGCGUUCCCUGUCUUGGAGCAAGAAACAUUAUUCCAGAACAGUACCUGGAGCUAUCGAAUUCCAGCCCUGCUCUACCUGCCACGGUUCAGCAUGAUCCUGGCCUUUGCUGAGGAACGAGAGGACCUGGUGGAUGAACAUGCCAAGCUGAUAGCCAUGCGCAGAGGCGUGUAUGACCCAGCCACGCAGCACGUUCAGUGGAAAAGGAUGGAGACCCUUGUCAGUGCACAGCUGGAGGACCACCGAUCUAUGAAUCCUUGCCCGGUAUAUGAUGAGGUCUCGGGAAAACUCAUCUUGUUCUUCAUAGCUGUCCCAGGAAAGAUCUCUGAGCAGCAUCAGCUGAGGACAAAGAUCAACUUGGUACGUCUCUGCUAUGUCACUAGCAUGGACCAAGGACGCACCUGGAGCACAGCCCAGGAUGUCACCGACAGGACCAUUAGGAAUGAGUACAAGAACUGGGCCACGUUUGCAGUGGGGCCGGGUCAUGGAUUACAAUUGCUCAACGAGGCCCGGAGCCUUGUGAUUCCUGCCUAUGCCUAUCGUAUCUUGGAUUCCAAGCAACACCCCACCCCUCAUGCCUUCUGCUUCAUCAGCUCUGACCAUGGGACAACAUGGGAGAAGGGGAACUUUGUGGGGGAGGAGAGUGCGGUGGAGUGCCAGGUAGCAGAGGUGCAUAGCUGUGGCAGAAAGGUCCUUUAUUGCAAUGCAAGGAGCAACAGGGGAGCCAGGAUCCAGGCUGUCAGCUACAACCAUGGGCUGGACUUUGAGGGAGGCCAGAGGGUUGAGACGCUAAUAGAACCUCCCUCUGGAUGCCAUGGAAGUGUUACUGCCUUUCCACCUCCCCCAAAUGCCAGAUGUCAAGACAGUUGGUUACUCUAUGCUCAUCCUACAGACCCAAGGGGUCGAAAAGAUUUAGGAAUUUACCUCAACAAAAACCCUUUAAAUCCAGGACACUGGACAAAACCCAGCAUACUCUUCAAGGGCCUGUGUGCUUAUUCAGAUCUGCAGUAUAUGGGCACUGGGCCUGAUGGCUCACCUUUGUUCUCCUGCCUUUUUGAAUAUGGGACCCACAGACAAUGUGAAGAGAUUAUUUUUGUCAUGUUCACCUUGAAGCAAGCCUUUCCCUCGGAACACUGAGUCUCAAGCUUUUCCAUCAGCAUCCCUCUAAAAACCAUCUUUGCUGAUGCUUUUUACUGUCAUUUCUUAUCCCUCAGUAAAAGUUUUUUUACUCCUGCUGCACACAUAGUUUGGUGUUGUCUUGUUGUGUCUGUAGGUUGUGAAAUCAAUUAAACAUACCACAACGUAA
Cyanistes caeruleus (blue tit) is the source of this 3718-nucleotide messenger RNA. The record is from RefSeq and is a predicted model, not a curated record. Lineage: Eukaryota; Metazoa; Chordata; Aves; Passeriformes; Paridae.